Tilletiopsis washingtonensis is the source of this 1885-nucleotide messenger RNA. Its product is annotated as MFS general substrate transporter. The coding region runs from base 251 to 1807 and encodes 518 amino acids. Gene Ontology annotation, cellular component: plasma membrane. The record is from RefSeq and is a predicted model, not a curated record. NCBI's taxonomy places the organism in Eukaryota, Fungi, Basidiomycota, Exobasidiomycetes, Entylomatales. The transcript is spliced from 6 exons. Gene Ontology annotation, biological process: carboxylic acid transport; transmembrane transport. Gene Ontology annotation, molecular function: carboxylic acid transmembrane transporter activity.
GCUUCCCCGCGUCUGCGCGGUACCCCGCCCCCGCAGCGCAGGCACUCGCGCCUGUGCCUGCCCGCUUGUUGAGCCGCAGGUGCAGAGACUGGCUCCGUCUGCAAUGGUCUGCCGAGGCAGGCUGUCAGUGACGGCGCUCUUACCCCAUGGGGCUCGGGCCUCCGAGCCGCGCGCCGCAUAAGAAGCGCGCCCUCGCGCAACCCUCCUGCUCCCCGCACCUCUCCCACCCCACUCCCUCCUCAACAUCACCAUGGCCACCAAGCAAGAGCUCGGCGUCCUCGCCGGCGCCCGCGAGUCGGUGCUCGGCCUCUUCCGCUGGCGCACGCGCGUCGUCGUCAUCGACGAGCUCGGCAACGAGAGCGUCGAGUGGCAGGCGCCCGAGUGGCCCGCCAACCCGUUCAAGCUGCUCGGCAUGCUCACCGCCAACAACUGGCUGUACUACAGCGUCGGCUUCCUCGGCUGGACCUUCGACGCCUACGACUUCCACGCCCUCUCCAUCCAGACGACCAAGCUCGCCCUCUACUUCAACGUCUCCAAGAGCGACGUCACCACCGCGAUCACCCUCACGCUUCUUCUCCGCUCGGUCGGCGCCAUCAUCUUCGGCAUUGCUGGCGAUUACUGGGGACGCAAGUGGCCGUUUGUGGUCAACAUGAUCUGCCUCGGCCUCUUGCAAGUGGGGUCAAUUUAUGCACCGACCUUCAACACGUUCCUGGCCGUGCGCGCGCUCUUCGGCAUCUUCAUGGGCGGUGUUUUCGGCGGAGCCAGUUCCAUGGCGCUUGAAAAUGUGCCAGUCGAGGCCCGUGGCCUGCUCUCCGGUGUCUUCCAGCAGGGCUACUCGUUCGGCUACGUGAUCGCGGCCUGCGCCAACCUCGGCGUCGGCGGCGCCACCAGCUCGUGGCCGACGAUGUUCUGGAUCGGCGCCGGCGGCUCGUUCGCCGUCGGCAUUGCCCGCAUCUUCUUCCCCGAGUCACGGCAGUUCAUCGAGGCCAAGAAGAACGGCGGCAAGGGCGGACACACCGGCGCGUUCAUGAAGGAGGCCGGCGUGGUCGUCAAGCAGGAGUGGCGCCGCAUCAUCUACGCCGUCAUCCUCAUGGCUCUCUUCAACUUCUUCUCCCACACGACGCAAGACUCGUACACGACGUUCAUGAAGGUCGGCAAGGCGCUCGACAACGCCGCCGCCUCGCGCGCCUCGAUCCUCAUGAAGACCGGCGCAUGCGUCGGCGGCACGAUCAUCGGCUACCUGUCGCAGUCGAUCGGCCGCCGCCGUGCCAUCUUCAUCGCCGCACUCAUGACGGCCGUCUUGAUUCCCGCCUGGAUCUUGCCGAACACCGAGUCCGGCCUCGAGGCUGGCGGCUUCAUGCUGCAGUUCUUCGUGCAGGGCGCGUGGGGUGUCAUUCCCGUCCACCUCCAGGAGCUCAGCCCGCCGGCCUUCCGUGCCUCGUUCCCCGGCAUCACGUACCAGCUCGGCAACGCCAUCAGCUCGCCGAGCGCCCAGAUCGUCAACGAGCUUGCCGAGAAGGUCUUCACGGUCAUGGGCCCCAAGGGACGCCGCGUCGAGGCCUACGGCCCCGUCAUGGGUGUCGCGACGGCCAUCAUUGCCGUGUUCAUCGCUGUCUGGAUCGCCGUCGGCCCGGAGAAGAAGGGCAGCCGCUUCGAGCAGGCCUCUGCCGCCGGUGCGGGCCCCGACCUGGGCCACCCCGAGCCGCUGCACAAGGAGCCGGACCACCUCGUCAAGACCGACUCGCUCGAGAAGGACGCGCACUCCGACGCGCCGGCGACGCUCACGCGCGACGCCUCGCGCCACUAGAUAUCUCUCUUCCCUUCCUGGCCUUCUGCUGUUACUUCUGUGACCCUCACGCUGUCGAAUGUCAUCUUGCUCUGCCAC